Molecule: messenger RNA, 815 nt
Organism: Strongylus vulgaris
Lineage: Eukaryota; Metazoa; Nematoda; Chromadorea; Rhabditida; Strongylidae
Source: the annotation of a GenBank genome assembly
AUGUUUCUUUACUUCAAGGCCGAAAGGGAAAGACGAAGGAAAGAUGAAGCAAAAAGAAUACGGCGACUAGUAGAAUUAGCCUACUCUAAAGAUCCACGAAUUGCGAAAUUUAAACGGGAGGAUCAAGAGAUGAAAAAUAAAGCCAAAGAGGAGAAGCAGAGAAGGAUGCGGGAGAAAGCAGAAGCAGCUGAACGAGAAAGAAAAGCUAGGGAAGAAGCAGAACUCAAAGCCAAAGAGGAACAAGAAAGACUUGCGAAAGAAGAAAGGGAAAGAGAAAGAAAAGAGAAAGAAGCAGCGAAAAAGGCAGCUGCUGCACAACGACGUCGCUUCAAGAAAUUGGCUGAAUCAGCCGGUCACUGGACCGAUGAUCCCAGAAAGAAACUUGCGGAGAUGGAACGAGUGGAAAGGCUCUGUUUAUCUUUACCUGUUGAUGCUAUGUCAGCACUCUGUGAUUCUAUCGAGAAAUUAACAGUUCGCGAAGAAAUUUUAGCAGCAAUAUCAGAAGCAGAGGUAUUCUUAUUUCUCUCCUGUUCUAUCACAAUGGGGGAUAAACAUAAGGAUGCGGAGAAAACCACAGUGUUGUGGACUAGUGACGAGAUACAACUGUUAGUAAAGGCUUCUAAUACAUACCCUGCUGGAACUGUCGAUAGGUGGAAUGUUAUAGCCGAUUACAUAAAUGAACAUCGCAAGGACAAAUCCAUGCCUCCCAAAAACGAGAAGCAGGUGAUCAAGCAGGUGAUGUUUAGUUUUUUUUUGUUCUCCUUCAAAAUUUGCCGAGAUACAGUUAGUGUAAUUUAUAAUAUAUACGUAUAAUC